AUGAAAACGGCCCUCACCGCCGGCCGAUUUUGCAUCCGUCAUCAAUGUUUUCGAAGCCUGCCUAGAGCUACUCCGCGGUGUCGAUAUUUCCACCCCAACCCGUCUACUCGGUUCAUAUUUCCUCCUUCUCCGGUACACAGUCCCGUCUGGAAAUGGCGAUUCGUAUGGAAGCGCAAUUGGAACCGCUCUUCAGCGAUAAGCGCUGCGCUGCUGGCUGCGCUGACUCCCGUUGCUCUUCUCGAUAUUGCGGAAAAUGGAAAUAGUGACGAUGACACAACGGGUGAGCUAGAGAUGCUUGCCGCGUCCAGUGAGGAGGCCCAGAAAUCCGUACCGGAGGACGCGAAUGCCAUAAUGAGGGGCCUGUGGCAUGUGUAUAUAUUCCUGGAGAGAUAUGUGUUUGAGGUGGCUGCGACUGGAAUGCGGUUCUUACAUCUGGUGGCUAUAUUCGUACCCGUGAUUGUGACGGUUCCCAUAAUAUGGUUUGGACGGAGGAUAAGAGAUCGGGAUGAUGAGAGGACCGGUACCCUAUGGUGGUACGAGUUCCUAGUGUCGGCGAUGGAGCGCGCAGGUCCUGCGUUUAUCAAGCUGGGGCAAUGGGCAGCGUCGAGGUCUGACAUAUUCCCGCCAGAAUUAUGUGCACUGAUGUCUUCUCUGCAUUCCCACGCACCAGCGCAUUCAUUUCAUGUUACCAAGCGGACCAUUCGGAAAGCUUUCAAUGGGCUUCCAUUUGAAGAUAUAUUCGAAGAGUUUGAUAUGGAACCUCUGGGUGUGGGUGCCAUUGCACAGGUCUACAAGGCUAAGCUUCGGCCUGACCUCUCGGCCUUGAACGAGAGGAAUAUAGCCGAUAAGCCUGUAAAAUUACGCGAAAAGGUUCGCAAGAAUGUCGACGUCUUGGUGAAAAGCACUCCGCAGCGGGUCCCUUCUUCCUAUGUCGCAGUCAAGGUGCUUCAUCCUCGAGUGGACAGGAUCGUUCGACGCGAUUUGCAAAUAAUGAUGUUUUUUGCCCGUGUGAUUAAUGCCAUUCCAACUAUGGAAUGGUUAUCAUUGCCUGAUGAAGUUCAGAAAUUUGGCGAGAUGAUGAAAUUACAAUUGGAUCUCCGGAUUGAGGCGAGCAAUUUAUCUCUAUUUCGAGAGCAUUUCAAGUCACGAACUACAGCCUGGUUCCCCUAUCCGUAUAUAGAAUAUACCACGAGAGAGGUACUUGUCGAGGAGUUUGCACAAGGAAUUCCUCUCACAACGUUCCUCAAAAAUGGGGGUGGUGUCUAUGACCGUGAAAUUUCUCGUGAAGGCCUUGAUGCAUUCUUACACAUGCUCCUUAUCGACAACUUUGUCCAUGCCGAUCUUCAUCCAGGCAACAUCAUGGUUCGCUUCUAUAAGCCUGGGCAAUUAGACUUGUCCAUCAGAGGCCACCAACUGGCCCCAAGUACCAGACAUGAUGCUCUCCCCGAUGCACCAGAGAAGGUCCUUUCCAGGCUUGCAGCAUGGGAGGGCAACCCUGAAGCCUGGACUCGCGAACUUGAGAAGAUAGAUGCUGAAGGCUACAGACCGCAGAUCAUAUUUAUCGACACGGGUCUGGUAACCCAGCUUAACAACGCGAACCGGCGCAAUUUUCUAGAUUUAUUCCGGGCCAUCGCCGAGUUCGACGGGUAUAAAGCAGGUCAUCUCAUGGUUGAGCGUUCCAGACAGCCGGAUGCGGUUCUCAACCCAGAAAUCUUCGCCUUGAAGAUGCAACAUCUUGUUCUUGGGGUCAAGGGCCGGACAUUUGCAUUGGGCAAUGUCAAAAUCGGAGACGUUUUGAGUGAAGUUUUGUAUCUAGUUCGAGCACACCACGUACGACUUGAAGGGGACUUUGUGAAUGUUGUCAUUUCCAUUUUGCUGCUGGAGGGAAUCGGAAGAAGCUUGGAUCCGGACCUUGAUUUAUUCAAGAGUGCCCUCCCCAUCCUCCGCCAACUUGGCUCCGGUACAACCCUUCUUAAGUCUGUUCGUGAAGGUGACACUUCAAUGCUCCGUGUCUGGAUGGGUCUCGAGGCUCGUAGCUUCCUGCAGGCUAGCAUUAGCAGUGUUGAGUGGUGCGUUAAGUACGACCAAUUAUCCCCAAACAUAUGA
Coccidioides posadasii C735 delta SOWgp is the source of this 2106-nucleotide messenger RNA. RefSeq lists its product as uncharacterized. Gene Ontology annotation, cellular component: mitochondrion. The record is from RefSeq and is a predicted model, not a curated record. Lineage: Eukaryota; Fungi; Ascomycota; Eurotiomycetes; Onygenales; Onygenaceae.